AUGGCCCAUACUCAUCAUACUCAUCGUCGCAAUCGAUCAUUGUCCGCUGCCGACCCGCCCGUCGUCAUUCAACAACACCAGCAGCAUCAUCAGCACCAGCAACAGCAGAAUCACGGACUCAUCCCAACUCGACAAGCUCCCGAGCCUCCUUCGUCUCGUCGAAUAGCACCCUCGUCGACGGCUGCAGCACCACAAUAUCGGUCCUACGGUCAGUUCAACGAUCAUUUGCCGCCUAUGCGAGGUGAGACUGUAUCGUCGCCAGGCACAUUGAUGACGCCUCAUGAUACUGCUGCUGCUGCUGCUGCUCAACAUGCUGUUGAAUCUACAGCAGCAAAAAAGUCUGCAAAGGGCAACAAGACAGGCGGUUUUGGGAAACUACUGAAAAAAUGGGGAAACAAGCAACAGCAACAGCACCACCAGCACCACCAGCCAUACCAGCACCAGCAGCAGCCAUACCAGCGCCAGCAUGAUCCAAUUGCCUCAUCGCCACCUCCUUCAGCGACAACCUCCUCCUCAUCCUCUUCCAUGAUGAACCCGCCAACAUCACCCAAAUCAUUGGAUAAUCCACACAAUAUACCAUUGGCACCGCCAGCACCUGCACCGCCAAAGCUGCAAUCAAUUGAAGUAGGACAGCGCACUUACCUGCAACCUGAAUUAAAAAAAGGCUGGCAGGAAUCAGAUAACUUGCUAUCCGCGAUCCCAGCUGAACUUCGUUCUCGACCUCCACAACCGGCUCGCAUUGUCGAAGGCCCGCCGCUUUCCUUGUAUGACAUACCUCCUCCUCCUCCUCCGCCAUCGUCGUCGUCUCAACAGAAGCAGUACCAGGAAGAGCAACUGCAACAAUUGCAGCGCUUCCAGCAGCAGCUGCAGCAGACAACACCGCUUUUGUCGUCAUCUUCAUCAUCCUCGUCGUUAUCAUCUCCAACAUCAUCUAUACCUCAUCAUCAGAGUAGCAAUAGUAGCUACAAAAGUCCAUCACCACCUAUCAAUAAUAAUCAUAAUAGCAAUAGCUAUAACAGUAAUUCCCAGCACAAAGCAAGUCAAAAUAACUCAUCGUUACCGACACCGCCAUCAUCAAUAUCAUCAUUGCAGCAGCGUCAGUAUCCAUACCCACAACAACAACAACGACAGCUACAACAGCAACCUCUGCGAGGAAUUCUCCAAAAGCCUCCUCCUCCUCCUCCUGAAAUAAUAACAACAGAAACACCUGCUGCUGCUGGCAGUAGCGGGUAUAAUAAUAAUUACAAUGACAAUAUUGCUGCCGCUACACCCAUAUACCAGCAGCAAGCUCAACAAAAGCGAAACGAACAAGCGGUCAAUGGCGAUAAUACUACCAACAGCACCAACGAUGAUAAUGAGGAUGAAGACGAGGCAUAUGAAUCAUCCGCUUAUAAACCACAGCGAUUUUCAACCUGGUCAUAUGCAUCUACUGGCAAAUCGUCCGGAACGUACUCAUUGUACAGUACAUUUGGACCCGAGUCACGACCAUCGAGUGAAAGCGCUUUCGAACUGAAUAACGAAAAUGGAAACAACGAUGACGAUGAUAAUAGCGAUGAUAAUAUAAACAACCAAGCAAAGAAGGAAGAGGAAAACGGAACAGCGGCUACUACCACUGUGAAGAAUAACCGGAGCACCGACAACAAACUAGUAGAUGAGAUAAACGACGCUACAACUACAUACAGCAAUACAAAUGUACUAAGUGACGGCGAGGACGACGAUGACAUUGAUAGCAGCAGCGACGACGAUGCUUUAUUUGUGGAUGCUACUGGCAUGUCACAAGAAGACAUUGAGCGUGAAAAACACGAACGACGUCGAUUAUCGAAGCGAUUAAGUGGAGGCCAUUUCGGCAGCGCCGGCGGUCUCAUGGUUAGUAUCAGAUCCAGGGCAUCAAUGCAACCACCUCCGCCUGUUCCUUCAUUGCCGCCACCACCACCACAACAACAACAACGGCAGCAACGGCGACCUUCAGAAGACAUAGUACAAGCCAUGCUUGAGUGGAAACGACACAGUGGGAGUGCGAAAAUAGAGAUACCGUCGAUACCGCCUCCUGGAUCAUUACCACCUCCCCCGCGACCUAUUAGAAAGCGACCGACUGAACAACAGCCACCAGAACCUCGCUCAGAACCUCAUCAACAACAGCCAGUAAAGGAGCAGCAGAAGCAGCAACGUCAAAAAGAGGAAGAACAGAAACAGCAGCAAUUUUCACAAGAUGUUGAAGAUGCCCGUGCAGCAGCACAAAAGUUAUGGAAGAACGAUGAAUCAUUUGUAUCGACAGAAAAGGCUGCAGAAUGGCUAGGUCAAGCGAAACCGCUACAUGCAAAGGCUCUCGUCUAUUACAUGAGUCAUUUCGAUUUUUCCGAUAUGCUAUUAGAUAAGGCAUUCCGCAAACUAUGCAGUAAGCUUUAUUUCAAAGCUGAAGCACAGCAGAUUGAUCGUAUUCUGGAAGCGUUUGCUCGACGCUACUGGAGAUGUAACCCGCAGAGCAUAUUUGGCAACGCCGAUAUCGUAUAUGCCGUCGUCUACUCUGUGCUGCUUUUAAAUACAGACCUGCACGUAGCACAAGGCAACCACGUACGGAUGGCCCGGCAAGCAUUUGUUCGAAACACCAUGUCAACCAUUCGAGAUCAAGUGCGAACACUGCCACCCGAAAAGCGCGAUCGCACGGGUCAGCUGUUUACGAAAUCAUGGGAGUCCGAUAUGGAAAUAUACCUCAAAGAGCUCUACGUCUCUGUCAAGCAAAGCCAGAUUUUGCAGCCAUUAGAGCAUCAUGAGCAGCAACAGCAACAGCAAAACCAACUAUCGAUAACGAACAACAUAGAAAAACGAGGAAGUAUCUUGGGUGGCAAAGUGGUCGAGUUUACGCGAAGCGUCAACACCAUAAUUCGCAACAAAUCUGGUCGAGAAAGCGCUGUCAUUUAUCCAGUAGUAACAGACGAUUCAUUACACAAGGCCAGCAACCCAUCGUCUCCGUUAGGUUCACCUCGUCGGGAUUCCUUCUCGUCAUCCAUGUCUGGUGGAUCACUGGCUUCGUCUGCUGCUCGCAAUAAUAACGGUAACAACGGCAGCGGUAUGCUCUCUCCACACCAGCCCAUGAUGAGCUUUAUGCAAUCCCAUGCAUCAGAUAUGUUUACCAGCCGACCACCGUACCUUAAAGAAGGUGUUGUUAUGCGUAAGCACUUGUUGGAAAAUGGCAAUCACAAGGCAAAACAUCGAGAAUGGCGCGAGUGUUUUCUUGUGGUUGGCCAUGGCGAGCUCAAAAUGUAUGCCAUGCAAGGCAGCACGAAUGAAGACCGACGAAGUAUGCUGCGCGUUAAUAGUUUCACUACUCUGGCUGAUUCGUUGCAGGGAAGCAAACCGGCUGCAUCUACGCCAUGGACUUCAUCCAUGCAGCCUUUGGGUACAAUCACGCUGAAUCACUCUUUAUCCAACAUCCUGCCACCGCCGGGCUAUAAUCGACAACGGUCUCAUGUAUUUGCCAUUCAACAAUCACAUGGUGGUGUGUUUUUGUUCCAGGCACCAUCGCAAGAACAAGUCAAUGAAUGGGUCGAAACCUGUAAUUAUUGGGCUGCACGACAGAGCAAGGAGCCAUUACCCGGUGGUGUGAGCAAUAUGGAAUAUGGAUGGGGUGCUUGUUUGAACGACGUGAUAUUGGAUCUGGAUGCUUUGGAGAUUUCUGGAAAAUAUUUAGGUGAUCCAGAUGCACUCAGUAUAUAUGACUGGCGACCGCCGGCACCACCUACGGUGUCCAGUACUCUGGAUGAUAAAGUGCAGUGGGAUGCGCUGCAAAAACAUUUGGAUGCACUUAGUAAUGAAAUUAAUGAGCAUCGAGAAUUAAAGCGGAAAAUCCUUGUCAAGUUUCCAAGUAAAAGCCAGAACCAUUCCAAGGUUAUGACCAAUUGGGAAGCUAAGUCGAAUUAUCUGCUACACGAUAUCAUCAAGUAUCAGAACUACUGCGAUGCGUUGGAAAGAAGUGUGAAACGCCGUCAACAGCAACAACAACAACAACAACAACAACAACAACAACAACAACAACAACAACAAAAGCAGCAGCAGCAACAGCAAAAAGUGGCCCAGCAACAAGACCAUCAACAUCCUCAUCGUCAUCGUCAUCAACAACAACAACAUAUUCAGCUACCUUCAAUAUCCAUAGAACAAGAGAAAAGCUUGGACCUGUUCGUUGAAAUUGAGAAAGAAGUCAAUACUGAACUUUAA
This is a messenger RNA of Zychaea mexicana, 4212 nucleotides long. RefSeq lists its product as uncharacterized. The record is from RefSeq and is a predicted model, not a curated record. The coding region runs from base 1 to 4212 and encodes 1403 amino acids. The transcript has 7 exons. Lineage: Eukaryota; Fungi; Mucoromycota; Mucoromycetes; Mucorales; Lichtheimiaceae. Gene Ontology annotation, molecular function: guanyl-nucleotide exchange factor activity. Gene Ontology annotation, biological process: regulation of ARF protein signal transduction.